CUUUUUGCUUUGAAGUUUGUGGGUGAAGUUUCAUUUGUAACGUUUUAUUUAAAGGAGUUAUUUUUUAAGCCAACUUUUAUUAUCAAAAAACACAAUUAAAAACACACACAAAAAAAGUACAAUAAAAAAAGACUAAUUCUGAUCAUUAAUUUGUUAUUAAAAUUUUUAAAUUCUUUAUGUAUAUAGCUGCUUGACUUUUUUAAAGACACAAUUUGUUAAUGGUGAAAACAUUGGAAAUCAGAUCAAAUAAAAAGUUAAAUAACAUGAGGAUUUUAUGCAUGCAACAGAAACCAUGGGAAACAUUUUACGGAGUUGUGUUGGCUGGAAUUUAUGUACUCUGACAAUGCGGGGAAUGCUGAUUUUAUUUUCUAGAAGACGUUAUCUCAUUCGUUCAAAAUUAAAGUCUGAUCCUUUAUGGUUUUUAUUUCACAUGUGUCUUUUUUUCUGCUUAAGUUUGCUGCUUUAAAUUGAUGGUAUCUUGAUUAUUGUUGCAUUUUCUAAACAUUGCUUUAACACCCAAAACAUUUCAUUAACACCCAAACAUUUCUUUUACACCCAAAACAUAUGUGAUGUGGACAACGCUGCGGUAAACCAGUUGUAAAUUGAUAUUGCAAGAAGAUAUUUAUCUAAAUAUAAAGGAAUCAAUGGUUUUUUUAAAGUCACUUUUAAAAACUCGCUUCGUUUACUUUUCUAAACUGCUGCUAUUUUCUACACAAUUAGCAUAAUUGAGUUUAAAUUCAUUUCAAUAACACAACAGUAAUCGUUGUACUGCAUUUACUUGUUACUUACUCCAGCUGCUUGUUUUGAUUUUAUUCAAAUGCUGUCGUAUUAAAACCUAAACCAAAAUGCUGAACACUUCCGACAUUAUGUCGACAAAUAUAUCUUCAAUAAAAAAUAUAACUUCAGUAACUCAUUUAUCUUAUGUUUUGGUCAUCAGUUGUCCUGCCUGUAUAUUUUUACAUAUUGUUGGACUUUACAUGAUUACCCAGAAUAAAAUCUUUGGAAUGCAUAAAAUUGAUCGACUUAUUAUAAUAAAUUUAUCUGUUGCUGAAAUAUUUUUAAGUGGCAUUUUUCUUUUAUUUGCAAUAUUGAACUUUGCUGAAAAAGAAAUAGAAAUAUGGAUUCGAGUAUUAAUAAAAUUUUUUAUAUUUGCUUAUUAUAUAACAAUUUUCCUUUUGACUUUAAAUCGAUUUUUUAUACUUUAUUUAGAUGUUAAGUACGAAUCAGUGAUUACAAAAAAAAAAGCAAAAAUUAUUUUAUUUUUUUCUUGGAUAUGCAGUUUAGCGUUUGCUUAUUUUACUUUGAAACCGAGUAAAAAUAUAGCUUAUGUUCAUCUUUCACUUGAUGUGGGUGUGUCAACAUUAUAUAUAUUUGUUUACGCCUAUGUAAUAAACUUAUCGUAUAAAAUGUCAAAAAAAAAAUCACUUUUACAGAAACGAAAGUCGCUACUUCAGACAUUAGUAUUACCAGCUUUAUAUGUUUCAACCUACAUACUUUUUACUGCGAUACCUCAUUUUAUAUAUGCACCUUAUUAUAUAUUAGACAAAACUAUAAAUAAACAUCUUGAGCUAGUUUUGGAUAUUUUUUCUUCGUUAUCUUAUUGGAAUGAUGCUGUUAUAUACAUUUACACAAAAAAAAUUAAAAGGUUUUUAACUCAAAAAAGGUAUAAAUAUCAAUGUAAAGAAAUGCUUAAAUUGAGACGGAAACAAGUUGAUAAUUCAGAGAGGAUAGAUACGGAGACGUCACGUAGAGAAACUUCUGAGGCAAUUUUUUUCUUUUAAAAAGACAAACGUUUUGAUACAUAUUACAAAUUUGUAUUGAUUAAAAAAUUUUAUGAAAAUAUUUUACUUACUUUUAAAAAAAUGUAUUAGAAAAUAUUAUAAAGG
Molecule: messenger RNA, 1886 nt
Organism: Hydra vulgaris (swiftwater hydra)
Lineage: Eukaryota; Metazoa; Cnidaria; Hydrozoa; Anthoathecata; Hydridae
Cellular component (GO): membrane
Source: RefSeq, a predicted model, not a curated record